AUGGACAACAAACAUCAUAGAGUAAAAGUCUAUGAAAUUGUGGAAGGCAAGCAGUGGAAAGACAUAGGUGCAGGGCAAAUUUCAUCCAAAUACAUCGAACGGCUCCAAGGUGUGUGCCUGCUUGUUCAUUCAGAAUCAGAUGACUCACCAACUAUGGAGAUUAAGAUACAUCCUAAUGUGCCCUAUAAGAAACACCAAGGGGAUGUAAUCCUUUGGUCCGAAGCUAAGAAUCAUGGCAUGGCAAUACAUUUCCAGGAACCAAAUGAUUGUCAAGAGAUCUGGGAAGAUAUCUGCCAAGUUCAAGGAAAAGAUCCAAAAGUGGAAAUCACACAAGAACUUAUUGAUGAUGUGGAAAGUUUUGAAGAUCUGUUGCUGCAAUGGAAUCUGGUUGAGAUGCCAAACUGUAAAAUCCUUACUCUUGAAAAUGUUGUAAAUUUGUUUACUUUUGUCAGUGAAAUUCCAAGCCUCAAGGAAAGGCUGGUGCUCGUCUUGGAAAAUGAAAGUUACAUUAAAAAAUUGCUGCAGCUGUUCAACACUUGUGAAAAAAAGCUGAACAUUGAAGGCUUACACUAUUUGAAUAGCAUCAUUAAAGGAAUAUUCUUUCUAAAUGAUACCCGCUUGUUUAAGAUCAUGUGUUCUGAUGAAUUUUUUAUGGAUGUGGUAGGAUGCCUUGAAUAUGGCCCUGGUUUAGAUCAGCCAAAGCGGCACAGAGAAUUCUUGACUCAAAAUGUGACAUUCAAGGAAGUUAUCCCUAUAACACAACCCCAACUUAGGAAAAAAAUACAACAGACCUACAGACUGCAAUAUGUUCAUGAUAUCAUGUUGCCCACCCCAUCCAUAUUUGAAGAAAAUCUUCUUUCUGAUCUUACCACUAUGAUUUUUUUCAAUAAAAUUGAAAUAAUUACCAUGCUUCAGGAAGAUGAAAAUUUUUUACUUGAAGUUUUUGCUCAGUUAAAAGAUAACACUGUAAGUGAUGAAAGAAGGCAUGAAUUGUUAUUAUUCUUCAAGGAAUUCUGUGUAUUUGCUAAGACACUGCAGUCUCAAGAGAAAAAUGCAUUAAUAAAAACACUGAUAAAACUAGGAAUCAUGAAUGCUCUGAAAGUAAUAGUACACAUGCAUGAUAAACAAAUACAAAUAGCUGCUAUAGAUAUAUUUGCUUAUCUAGUAGAAUAUAAUCCUCGCCUAAUCCAAGCAUAUGCAAUGGAAGAAGCUCAGGACAGUGAAAAUAAUGAUGACCUUCUCAUUAAUAUAAUGAUCAAAAAAAUGAUAUGUGAUUCUGAUCCUGAAUUUUCGCGAGGCAUCAUUUUGCCAGUAGUUCUCCAUGCUCUUCUUGAUCCAGAAAAUAUGCAUGGCACAGCUAAUGGAUGUGAGAAAAAAGGAUUUCUGAAUUUCUUCUAUACACGUUGCAUGAGUAACCUCAUAGCACCAAUUUUGUCUACCACAGUACAAAAUGACAGCGAUGAUAAUAAGGCUAACAUGUGUCCUGACACUUAUCACACUGCACAAUUGCUUGAAGUAGUUUUAGAAACACUCAUAUUUUGUGUACAAUGCCACUCAACAUAUAUAAAAACUUUUAUUUUGAGCAACAACUUGCUCAGCAGAGUCCUUGUACUGAUGGGCUCAAAGCAUACUUUUCUGAUUUUGUCUGCUGUCCGGUUUAUGAGAAAGAUGAUUGGCGUUAAAGACGAAAUGUAUAAUGUUUACAUAAUUAAGCAAAAUCUAUUUGAACCAGUUGUAAAUGUUUUUAUGCAAAAUGGACCUCGAUAUAAUAUGUUAAAUUCAGCUAUUAUUGAGCUAUUUGAAUUUAUAAGACAAGAAAAUAUCAAGUCUCUCAUUGUAAACAUUGUGGAAAAAUUUUUUAUUGCUUUUGAAUCAAUUGAGUAUGUCCAAACUUUUAAAGGGUUAAAGACUAAAUAUGAAGAGGAGAAGAAGAAAGAAAGUCGAAUACAAAGGUAUUUACAUAAUAUAAUAUAUGAGAAAAUAUGUUGUAGACAUAUCAAAGUUACAGAGGUAAAAGUCAAGGCAGCAGACAUAUGUUGUAGAGGAAUCAUGAAAGAAAAAGAAGCUAUUCUACCAAAGGGAAGUGACUUUCCAUGUCAUUAUGACAUAUUCAUGAAAAUUAAAGAGACAAAUGAAAGAGAAAAUGAAAUAGAAUAUCCUAAAAGAAAAUCAUCUGAAGCCUCUGAAUAUUCUCCAUCUCAAGGUGAUGAUUCUGAUAAUGGAACGAGUACAGUUCAUUGUAGCAGCCUGGUCCCUUUAGUGGAUUAUCCAUAUGAUACUGAUGGUGACAAUGAUGAUGAUCCCUAUGGUAACAAUGAAAAUAAAAAUGAAAAUGGAGGUGAAGAACCCCCUCAAAAGAAACCUAACCUUAGUUCAUAA
This is a messenger RNA of Apodemus sylvaticus (European woodmouse), 2379 nucleotides long. RefSeq names its product protein PPP4R3C-like. Bases 1 to 2379 code for a protein of 792 amino acids. The record is from RefSeq and is a predicted model, not a curated record. Gene Ontology annotation, biological process: DNA damage response; protein dephosphorylation. Gene Ontology annotation, molecular function: protein phosphatase activator activity. The transcript is spliced from 2 exons. Gene Ontology annotation, cellular component: nucleoplasm; protein phosphatase 4 complex. NCBI's taxonomy places the organism in Eukaryota, Metazoa, Chordata, Mammalia, Rodentia, Muridae.